UCUCUCAAAGUUCUCCAACAAUGACCAAAAUCGUGACCCUCAAGAGCUCCGACGGUCAGACCUUUGCCGUGGACGAGGCGGUGGCGCUGAAGUCUUCAACAAUCAAGAACAUUCUUGAAGACACUGGCGCAGUUGAAAACAACGCAGUUUCGGUGCCAUCGGUGGAUGGCAAAACCCUUGCUAAAGUGAUCGAGAACUGCAACAAACACGCGAAGGAGCCCAGCGGAUUGGAUGAGAAGGCGGAGGUGGAUGAGAUGGAGAAGUGGGAUGCCGAGUUUGUGUACUUGUUGGAUCGAGAGUUUUUCUUUGAUGUAGCCUUGGGCGCUUAUUUUCUUAAUAUACGAGGGUUGAUUGAUUUGACAUGCGGGAAGAUAGCUGACAUGACUCGGGGUAAGACUGUCGAACAGAUGCGGGAGAUUUUGAACCUCGAGAAUGAUUUUACCGUAGAGGAGGAGGCUGAGAUAAGGAGAAAAAAAAAAUGCUUGGGCAUUUGAAUGAAUUAGGUGAGUUUUAGGUAUUUUAAGGUUUUGGUAUUACAUUAUUUUCUUUAAAGAUUUUUGUUUGGUUG
This is a messenger RNA of Vitis vinifera (wine grape), 568 nucleotides long. Its product is annotated as SKP1-like protein 4. The record is from RefSeq and is a predicted model, not a curated record. Gene Ontology annotation, biological process: SCF-dependent proteasomal ubiquitin-dependent protein catabolic process. Lineage: Eukaryota; Viridiplantae; Streptophyta; Magnoliopsida; Vitales; Vitaceae. Gene Ontology annotation, cellular component: nucleus; cytoplasm. The transcript has a single exon. Gene Ontology annotation, molecular function: cullin family protein binding. The coding region runs from base 21 to 494 and encodes 157 amino acids.